Zeugodacus cucurbitae (melon fly) is the source of this 1402-nucleotide messenger RNA. RefSeq lists its product as uncharacterized. The record is from RefSeq and is a predicted model, not a curated record. Lineage: Eukaryota; Metazoa; Arthropoda; Insecta; Diptera; Tephritidae. The coding region runs from base 327 to 782 and encodes 151 amino acids. The transcript has 2 exons.
CGAAAGCGUCGGCGAGAAAAGGAGGAGAACAAAUGGACGGAAGCCGAAAUCAAAACUGUGCUGUGCUAUAUGCAGGAACACCGAAACAUCGAGGCGAGUUUUCGACACAUUAGUUAUUUAUUUUGUUUUAAUUACAUAUCCUUUAAUUUCAGUAACCAACAGCGAAAAUAUAUUAUAGCAAGUUGCUUGCAGUAACAAAAAUUGAAGCGACAUGGAACAUUCUUAAAUGUAAGGUUAGGUAUUUAAAGAGCCAAAUAAAAUCGGCAGAACACUGGCUAAAUUCCACGGGCGCUGGAGUAGAGGAUAGCGAUGUGGAGCUGACUGUUAUGGAUAAAGUGCUUAAAAGUUGUCCGCACUACAAACAAUUAGCGGACAUUUUUGCUACGGAGAGGGAAGCUGAGGUGGUGGUAAUGAGCUCCUCUGCAAUGGAACUCGACCCUGUGGAAAAUGUUGUAGAUAAUUUGGAAGACCCGCAGGACGAACACGACAUUUCUGAAUUGGCAUCUGGCUCAUCUGCGGCCAGACCGUUUGCCAAAAAAAUUAAGGCCAACCACCAAAACACCGCCAUUGAUAGGCUGGCUACACUAGAAGCUGAGCGAAGGAGCUUUCGAGAAAAACAGCUUCAAUUUGAAAUUGAAAAAUUCAAUUGGAAGAGGCAAGUUGAAACAAACAAACAUGAAAAUGAAAAGAAGAUCGAAUACGAUUUCCAACUCAAAAAAAUGGAGUUGGAGCAAAAUGAAAGAAUAAGAAAAUUGGAAAUAGAAAUGAAAUAUAACAAGUAAGGAAGGGCUAAGUUCGGGUGUAACCGAACAUUUUAUACUCUCGCAAUUUAAUGAUGUAAUUUUAUAAAGAUAACACAAGUCGAACCAUAUAUUUGGUAUAAAGUUCAAUAGAAUAACGAAAAUCAUCAUAAAUAGUAUAUGGGGACUGAGGUAAUUCCUAAACCGAUUUCACUCGUUUUCACCACCAAGAUACAAUGUAUCGAUGACUAUACGCUCACUUACUUUAAUAUUACUUAUAAUUAGGUAUAUGGGAUCUGGGGGAAGUUAUGACCCGAUUUUUACCAUUUUAGGUACAGAGAGAAACUAUUAUAAGAAAAAAAUUCAGAGGGAAUGAAUUACAUUAAAAUAUCUGAGGGAUUUACCUAUAUUUUCGGUGAAAAAUUAUUCUUAGGCACCGAGUUCUUCAUGUUCGAUAUCAUGUUCCACAAGUGAUGUCACAGCUCAAAUACAGUAUUUGUGUAAAGUUUUAUUCCGCUAGCUUCAUUGGUUCCUUAUGAAUACAUUAUAAAGUGAACGAAUCUGAUGGAAUUCAAAAUUGAGUUAUAUGGGAAGUAGACGUAGUUAUGAACCGAUUUCGCCCAUAUUCCACCCGUGUCAUCAGGGUGUCAAGAAAGUGUUAU